AACCGCAUCAUGAGCCUGGUCGACCCCAACCACAGCGGCCUUCUGACCUUCCAAGCCUUCGUCGAGUUCAUGUCUCGAGAGACCACUGACACGGACACAGCCGACCAGGUCAUCGCCUCCUUCAAGGUCCUGGCAGGGGACAAGAACUUCAUCACAGCCGAGGAGCUGCAGAGAGAGCUGCCCCCCGACCAGGCCGAGUACUGCAUCGCCUGCAUGGCGCCCUACCCGGGCCCUGAUGCCGUGCCUGGUGCCCUCGACUACAAGUCCUUCUCCACUGCCCUGUAUGGCAAGAGCGACCUGUGA
Saimiri boliviensis boliviensis (Bolivian squirrel monkey) is the source of this 303-nucleotide messenger RNA. The record is from RefSeq and is a predicted model, not a curated record. Lineage: Eukaryota; Metazoa; Chordata; Mammalia; Primates; Cebidae.